Trichomycterus rosablanca is the source of this 8423-nucleotide messenger RNA. RefSeq names its product spectrin, beta, non-erythrocytic 1 (gene sptbn1). Gene Ontology annotation, molecular function: structural constituent of cytoskeleton; actin filament binding; phospholipid binding. The record is from RefSeq and is a predicted model, not a curated record. Gene Ontology annotation, biological process: protein localization to plasma membrane; actin cytoskeleton organization. The transcript has 36 exons. Gene Ontology annotation, cellular component: cortical actin cytoskeleton; plasma membrane; spectrin. The coding region runs from base 170 to 7219 and encodes 2349 amino acids. Lineage: Eukaryota; Metazoa; Chordata; Actinopteri; Siluriformes; Trichomycteridae.
UGUGUAAUAAGGAGGCAGUGCGGAUCCUGGCGGUCACUCCCAGCGUCUCUGUCGCGCACUGCGGACUCGGAAAGGAGGCGAAGUUAGAACGUGCUCUUCGCUUGGGCUUCAUAGGAAGCCACCCAUGAGGAAGUUUGACUGGUGAACAGACCAAAGGCGAGAGGUCAGGAUGACGACAGUAGCUGCAGAAUUCGAACACAUGGAGAUCCAGCAGCAGUACCAGGAUACUGUGAACAACCGCUGGGAUGAGGAGUGGGACAACGAGAACAGCUCAGCCCGCCUGUUCGAGCGCUCACGCAUUAAGGCCUUAGCAGAUGAGCGUGAGGCAGUGCAGAAGAAGACCUUCACCAAAUGGGUCAACUCCCACCUGGCUCGAGUCUCCUGCCGUAUUACGGACCUGUACAUGGACCUGCGGGAUGGACGUAUGCUCAUCAAGCUCCUGGAGGUCCUGUCUGGAGAGAGACUGCCCAAACCCACAAAGGGCAGAAUGAGAAUUCACUGUCUAGAGAAUGUUGACAAAGCUCUGCAGUUCCUCAAAGAGCAGCGGGUUCACCUGGAAAACAUGGGCUCCCACGACAUCGUCGACGGCAACCACCGCCUCACGCUCGGUCUUAUCUGGACCAUCAUCCUCCGCUUCCAGAUCCAGGACAUCAGUGUUGAGACAGAAGACAAUAAAGAGAAGCGCUCGGCUAAAGACGCUCUGCUGCUGUGGUGUCAGAUGAAGACCGCAGGCUAUCCAAACGUCAACAUCCACAACUUCACCACCAGCUGGCGUGACGGAAUGGCUUUCAACGCCCUCAUUCACAAACACAGGCCAGACAUUGUUGACUUUGACAAGCUGAAGAAGUCCAACGUUCACUAUAACCUGCAGAAUGCCUUCAAUCUGGCCGAGCAGCACCUGGGACUCACCAAACUGCUCGAUCCUGAGGAUAUCAGCGUAGAUCAUCCUGACGAGAAGUCCGUCAUCACCUAUGUCGUCACAUACUACCACUAUUUCUCUAAGAUGAAAGCCCUGAAAGUGGAAGGCAAGCGUAUUGGGAAAGUGCUUGAUUAUGCCAUUGAAACAGAAAAGAUGAUUGAGAAAUACGAGUCGCUAGCCUCCGACCUGCUGGAGUGGAUUGAGCAGACGAUCAUCAUCCUGAACAACCGCAAGUUUGCUAAUUCUCUGACGGGAGUCCAGCAGCAGCUCCAGGCCUUCAACACCUACCGCACUGUUGAGAAACCUCCUAAGUUUACUGAAAAGGGUAAUUUGGAAGUCCUACUGUUCACGAUUCAGAGCAAGAUGAGAGCCAACAACCAAAAAGUGUACAUGCCCAGAGAGGGCAAGCUAAUCUCUGACAUCAACAAGGCCUGGGAGCGCCUGGAGAAGGCCGAGCACGAGCGAGAGUUGGCUUUAAGAACCGAGCUAAUUCGCCAAGAGAAGCUGGAACAGCUGGCACGUCGCUUCGACCGCAAAGCUGCCAUGAGAGAGACCUGGCUCAGUGAAAACCAGCGUCUUGUCUCGCAGGACAACUUUGGCUUUGACCUUCAGGCAGUGGAAGCAGCCACCAAGAAGCACGAGGCCAUCGAGACAGACAUCGCUGCAUAUGAGGAGCGCGUGCAGGCCGUUGUAGCCGUGGCUAAAGAGCUAGAGGCGGAGAACUACCACGACAUCAAGCGCAUCACGGCACGCAAGGACAAUGUACUGCGCCUGUGGUACUACCUACUGGAACUUCUCAAAGCACGUAGACAAAGGCUGGAGAUGAACCUGGGACUGCAGCGUGUCUUCCAGGAGAUGCUCUACAUCAUGGACUGGAUGGACGAGAUGAAGAUGCUGCUGUUGUCUCAGGAUUAUGGAAAACAUUUGCUGGGAGUGGAAGAUCUUCUGCAGAAGCACGCGCUGGUGGAGGCUGAUAUUGGCAUCCAAGCUGACCGAGUCCGUGCUGUCAAUGCUAACGCCCAAAAAUAUGCCAUCGAUGACGAGGGCUACAAGCCAUGCGACCCACAGGUCAUCCGUGACCGUGUUGCCCACCUGGAAUUCUGCUACCAGGAGUUGACUCAGCUGGCGGCCGAGCGCCGUGCUCGCCUGGAGGAAUCACGCCGCCUCUGGAAGUUCAUCUGGGAGAUGGCCGAGGAAGAAGGCUGGAUCCGUGAGAAGGAGCAGAUCCUGUCGUCAGAUGAUGUCGGAAAGGACCUAACCGGGGCCGUGCGGCUGCUGAGCAAGCACCGGGCACUCGAGGACGAAAUGAGCGGACGUGCCGGGCACCUGCAGCACACGGUGCGUGAGGGCCUGGACAUGGCCGAUGCCGGUCACUCGGGCGCCGCUAAGAUCCGCGAGCGUGUGGAUGACGUGCAGGCGCAAUGGACAGCGCUGGAAAAGCUGGCCGCCGUCAGGAAGGCGCGUCUCGAGGAGGCCUGCAGCCUGCACCAGUUCCAGACCGAUGCUGACGACGUGGAUGCCUGGACUCUGGAUGCCCUGCGCAUCGUCUCGAGCGACGACGUCGGUCACGACGAGUUCUCCACGCAGGCGCUGGUCAAGAAACACAAGGAUGCUGCGGCCGAGGUGGCCAGCUACCGGCCCGUGAUCGAUGCGCUGCAUGAACAGGCUCAGGCUCUGUCUCCAGAGCUUGCGCAGUCGGCUGACGUGAACGUACGCCUGGCGGGCAUUGAGGAGCGCUAUAAGGAGCUGUCAGAGCUGACCAAGCUGAGGAAGCAAGCCCUGCAGGAUGCACUGGCACGCUAUAAGAUGUUCAGCGAGGCGGAUGCCUGUGAGGUGUGGAUUGAUGAGAAGGAGCUGUGGCUCAACAGCAUGGAGAUCCCUGAGAAACUGGAGGACCUGGAGGUCAUUCAGCACAGGUUCGAGAGUCUGGAGCCUGAGAUGAAUAACCAGGCAUCCCGUGUGGCUGUGGUCAAUCAGAUAGCCCGUCAGCUGAUGCAUAGCGGACACCCCAGUGAAAAGGACAUCAAGGCCCAGCAGGACAAACUGAACACCAGAUGGAGCCAGUUCCGUGAUCUGGUGGACCAAAAGAAAGAGUCUCUUAACUCAGCCCUGGGUGUGCAGAACUACCACCUAGACUGCAACGAGACCAAAUCUUGGAUCCGCGAGAAGACCAAAGUGAUCGAGUCCACCCAGGAACUUGGAAACGACCUGACAGGUGUCAUGGCCCUGCAGCGCAAGCUGACCGGCAUGGAGCGUGAUCUGGCCGCCAUCGAGGCCAAGCUGAGCGACCUGCAGGGCGAGGCCGAGCGUCUGGCGGCCGAGCAUCCCGAGCAGGCCAAGGCCAUCACAGACAGACUGGCUGAAAUAGGCACGGUCUGGGAAGAGAUGAAGGAUACGCUGCACAACCGUGAGGCUUCUCUCGGCGAGGCCAGCAAGCUGCAGCAGUUCCUCCGGCAGCUGGAUGACUUCCAGUCGUGGCUGUCUCGCACACAGACUGCCAUUGCAUCUGAGGACAUGCCCAACACCUUGGCUGAGGCUGAGAAGCUUCUAGGUCAGCAUGAAGGCAUCAAACACGAGAUCGAUAACUAUGAGGAGGACUACCAGAAGAUGCGGGACAUGGGUGAGAUGGUGACCCAGGGACAGACAGAUGCCCAGCAUAUGUUCUUAAGGCAGAGGCUGCAGGCACUUGACACCGGCUGGAAUGAGCUGCAUAAGAUGUGGGAGAACCGACAGAACCUCCUGUCCCAGUCGCACGCCUACCAGAUCUUCCUCAGGGACACCAAGCAGGCUGAGACCUUCCUAAACAAUCAGGAGUACGUGCUAGCCCACACUGAGAUGCCCACCACUCUGGAAGGUGCAGAAGCUGCUAUUAAGAAGCAAGAAGACUUCAUGACCACUAUGGACGCCAACGAGGAGAAGAUCAAUGGUGUGGUGGAGGCUGGGCGCAGACUGGCCAGCGAUGGUAACAUCAACGCUGAACGCAUUCAAGAGAGAGCCACCUCCAUUGAUGACAGACAUAAGAAGAACCGUGAGGCAGCUGUGGAGCUGCUGAUGAGACUGAAGGAUAACAGAGACCUUCAAAAGCUCCUGCAGGACUGCCAGGAGCUGUCUCUGUGGAUAAAUGAGAAAAUGCUGACGGCACAGGACAUGACAUACGAUGAAGCCAGGAACCUGCACAGCAAGUGGCUCAAACACCAGGCCUUCAUGGCUGAACUACAGUCCAACAAAGAGUGGCUGGAUAAGAUCGAGAAGGAAGGGAAGCAGUUGGUAUCGGAGAAACCAGAGACUGAGGCUGUAGUACAGGAGAAAAUGGCGGUGCUGCAGAAACUCUGGCUGGUGCUAGAAUCCACCACACAGACUAAAGCCCAGUGUCUGUUUGAUGCCAACAAGGCCGAGCUGUUCACACAGAGCUGCACUGAUCUCGACAAGUGGCUGGCAGGUCUGGAGGGUCAAAUUACCUCCGAUGACUACGGCAAAGAUCUGACCAGCGUCAGCAUCCUGCUGAAGAAACAGCAGAUUCUGGAGAACCAGGUGGAGGUGCGUAAGAGGGAAGUGGAAGAGCUGCAGUCUCAGGCUCACGUGCUGCGCCAGGAGGGUAAGGACACGGACGAGGUGGACGGCCGUCGUGAGGUGGUAGAGAAGAAGUUCCAGGAGCUGCUGGAACCUAUCUGCAAAAGAAAGAACUUCCUCAUGGCCUCCAGAGAAAUCCACCAGUUCAACCGGGACGUCGAGGACGAGAUUCUUUGGGUUGAGGAGAGGAUGCCCCUCGCAACUUCAACAGACCAUGGUCACAACUUACAGACUGUUCAGCUUCUAAUUAAGAAGAACCAAACCUUGCAGAAGGAGAUCCAGGGCCACCAGCCACGCUGUGAUGACAUUUUUGAGCGCAGUAAGAGCAUCGUGACGGAUGACAGCCAGAACGUAGACUCCAUCAAAGCCCGUCUCGAUGAGCUACAGGCUCUCUGGAAACUUCUGAUCCAGGAGACAGAGAAGAGGCAUGAGCGUCUGGAGGAAGCCCACCAGGCUCAGCAGUACUACUUUGAUGCAGCAGAGGCUGAGGCUUGGAUGAGCGAGCAGGAGCUUUAUAUGAUGUCUGAGGAAAAGGCCAAGGAUGAGCAGAGCUCUGUGGCUAUGCUGAAAAAACACCAGAUCCUGGAGCAGGCAGUGGAGGACUACGCUGAGACUGUCCACCAGCUCUCCAAGACCAGCCGUGGCCUGGUUGCUGACAAUCACCCAGAAAGUGAGAGGAUAGGGAUGCGCCAGUCACAGGUGGAUAAGCUGUACGCAGGACUGAAGGACUUGUCGGAAGAGAGGCGGGGUAAACUGGACGAGAGGUUCAGACUGUUCCAGCUGAAUCGGGAGGUGGAUGAUCUGGAGCAGUGGAUCGCUGAGAGAGAGGUGGUGGCUGGAUCUCACGAACUGGGCCAGGACUACGAACACGUAACUAUGCUGCAGGAACGUUUCCGUGAGUUUGCCCGUGACACCGGAAAUAUCGGACAGGAGCGCGUGGAUUCUGUUAACCGAAUGGCUGACGAUCUCAUCAAUGCUGGCCAUGGCGACGCUGCUACCGUGGCUGAGUGGAAGGACGGGCUUAACGAGGCCUGGGCCGAUCUUCUGGAGCUGAUUGACACUCGUACACAGAUCCUGGCUGCUUCCUUCGAACUGCACAAGUUCUACCAUGACGUGAAGGAGAUUCUGAGCCGCAUUCUGGACAAACACAAGAAGCUUCCGGAGGAGCUCGGUCGGGAUCAGAACACCGUGGAGACGCUGCAGAGGAUGCACACCACAUUCGAACAUGACAUUCAGGCUUUAGGAACACAGGUAAGGCAGCUACAGGAAGAUGCGGCACGCCUGCAGUCGGCGUACGCAGGUGAUAAAGCUGAUGAUAUCCAGCGAAGAGAAAGUGAAGUUCUGGAUGCAUGGAGGAACCUUCUGGAAGCCUGCGAGGGGCGAAGGUCACGCCUGCUCGACACUGGAGACAAGUUCCGCUUUUUUAGCAUGGUGCGUGACCUCAUGCUCUGGAUGGAGGACGUCAUCCGCCUGAUCGAGGCUCAAGAGAAACCCAGGGAUGUGUCCUCUGUGGAACUGCUAAUGAACAACCAUCAGGGCAUCAAGGCCGAGAUCGAUGCCCGUAAUGACAGCUUUACUUCCUGCAUCGAGCUGGGCAAGUCUCUGCUGGCGCGGAAGCAUUAUGCAUCUGAGGAGAUUAAAGAAAAGUUGCUACAGUUGACAGAUAAGAGGAAAGAGAUGAUUGAUAAGUGGGAGGACAGAUGGGAGUGGCUGAGACUGAUUUUGGAAGUGCACCAGUUUUCGAGGGACGCGGGGGUAGCCGAAGCGUGGUUGCUAGGACAGGAGCCGUAUCUGUCAAGUAGAGAAGUUGGUCAGAGUGUGGACGAGGUCGAGAAACUGAUUAAGAGACAUGAGGCGUUUGAGAAGUCAGCAGCUACCUGGGAGGAACGUUUCUCUGCACUGGAGAGGCUGACUACGUUGGAGUUACUGGAAGUGAGAAGACAGCAAGAAGAAGAGGAGAGAAGGAGAAAACCCCAAACACCAGAGCCGGCGGAGGAGAUUGAGGCUCAGCGGAGAGAAGGAGAGCAGAUUGCCCAGAACGGACUGCCAUCGGACCAGGAAUCACCACGGGAGGUAGUGGAUGGAGAAAUAGUGAACGGCGUGCCUGAACGCAGCUCUAAAGAGGCAAGUCCCAUCCCAUCACCCACCUCUGGUAGACGCGCUAAGGGCAGCCAGUCAUCCACCCUGCCGGCCAAAAGUCAAGAUUCACCCUCAGCCCAGCUGGAGGGCAUCCUGCACCGCAAGCAUGAGCUGGAGGGCCACAACAAAAAGGCCUCCAACAGGUCCUGGCAUAAUGUGUACUGUGUCAUCAACAACCAGGAGAUGGGCUUCUACAAGGACAAUAAGAAUGCCGGGCAGGGCAUCCCGUACCAUAACGAGAUCCCCGUCAGCCUGAGGGACGCCGUCUGUGAGGUGGCUGUCGACUACAAGAAGAAGAAGCAUGUUUUUAAACUGAGAGUGACAAAUGGAAACGAGUAUCUCUUCCAAGCCAAAGAUGAUGAGGAGAUGAACACAUGGAUGCAGGCCAUUCAGAAUGCAGUCAGUGGAUCCUCCCCAUCAGACAAGUCAGAAGUCACACCUAGCAACCAGAGCACUCCCGUCUCCAGUCGCGCUAACACACUCCCGGCAAACGUCACCCUGGUGACCGAGUCCAGCCCGGGCAAGCGAGAGAAGGACAAGGAGAAAGACAAAGAGAAGCGCUUCAGUCUGUUUAGCAAGAAGAAGCAGUAGUCUCUAUCCCAUAGCAGCAGAAAAAUCCUGUCCCUCGCUUUCGUCACUGGUUCAUCUUUCCUCCUCCUUUAUUCUCUUUUCUUGCUUUGUUUUUUCCCAGCUCUCAUGUCUGUCUGUCCACUUUCUGUGAUAUUCCAGCAUGCAAGCUGAAGAGCGAGUACGCCACACUCUGUGCCUAAUCCUACGUUGAUCGGGUUCCAAAGUUGCAUUUAAAGAAAAAAAGAAUUGAAAACAAUAGAGGGAAAAGUAAGACUUUUGGCUAGGGUGUGUCAGGGGGUCAGGUUUGAAAAUAACAAGGAACUGGAUACGUUUUUAUGCCGUUCUGUUUUUAUUGUCUUUGAAUUUAAAGAUUUAAUUAUUGAUUAUGAAUAUCACUUUUAUGUAAUUGUGUGCCGCUGAAGGGGUUGAAUAUUUAAAUCACUUUCCUCAAUUUUGUGAGGCUGUCUUGAAGGGACGUGCCAUGUCCUUUCUGGGUUGUUGGGAACAAGACAGUGAUGCUUCGAAACAAUUCCACUGUGCGGGUCUGCCCGAAUUCCAUAUGAAGGAACCUUUGCUAAAUUCUAUCUGCUUUUGUAGUCCCCAAGUCUUGCUUUUGAACUAUUCCAGGCUGAAAAGUCGUGGUAACUAACAUGAAGGUCGAUUAACAUUAACUUGGGGGUCACGCUUGUCUUGUGUCCUAUAUUACACAUUAUUUACACAUGUAAAUGUUGCUAUACAGACUAAAACUUUUUUUGUUAUUUUUUCCCCUUUUUUCACUCCUCUUGAGUUGCAUUAUAAUAUAUGUUUCAGAUCAUUCUAGUACAGAGUAUUGAUAAAACUAGAUGUAUUAUAAACACUAUAGCAUCAAUGUUAAGUGAAAAGUGAAACUCAAGCAUUUACUGAAAAUAAGGUAAAGUUACUCAAAAAUAUGGUUGGUCGCUUGCUUGUUGGCUAUAGCACUACGCAUUAUAAUUUUUUUUUUGCUACAUUUUCCUGCUCUUUGAUACAUAGUGUGCAUUAUUCUGUCACUGUAUGUAAUGUAAUGAAGAAAAAAUCAUCUACUGCACAAUCAGAAUUAGCAUAAUAGGAAUGAAAUCCUCUGCAUUGUCAGGGCUGGUGGGGCGUAUAGUAACCUCACAUAGUCCGACUGUAUGAAACUGCAACUGUAGACCUUACCCCUCUCUGUUAAAUAUGUGCGAUGUCAUUAAAAUGCUUUUAAACAUUA